ACAUUGGAACAGAAAAUUUUCAUCACUUUGCCCAAUCUCGCCGACGGUGCGCUGCGCUAACGUUCCCCGGAGAACCGAAAGAUUGUGUAAUAAAUUGUAUUAUGAGUUGUGGCCGCUUCCAGCGUUAAAAAAAAAAACACCGAAACGAAUGCAUCGCAAGUAAAGUGAGCGCUAGCAAGUGACCGAAAAUGGCUUACCGUUUGCUAACGACGGCCCGCAAGCUGGAAUCGACGCUGACGGGGCUCGGCCGGCAGCAUCGCACCACUGUCAACACGGCCGACUGCGAUCAGUUGAUCCGAAGUUUGAGCUAUCUGCAGUCCAGCCGGAACAAGGUGUGGAACGAUUUCCUGCACCGAAUUCAGCUGUUCUGCGAGAAGCCUCCGAAGGGCUUUGAAAAGUACUACAAGGGUGGAAAGAAGCCACCGGCGGCGGCGGCUGAGGCUGCCGGGGAAGCUUCCGGGAAGAGUGCAAAGCCGGCAGAGGGAGCGGGACCGGCCAAGGAGUCGCCGUCGCAGCCGCCGAAGAAUGACUGGAACCUGGGGAUGUUUGGACCGCAGCCGGCACGUGGCAAGCAGGGUGGAUCGAGCGGUGGAGGUGGCGGAGGAGGUUCCGGAAGGCCAAUCGGAGGUGGCGAGGGUGGGGACAAGGAAAAGAUGAUAAUUUUUGGGGCGCUGGCAGGAGUGGCGCUGAUUUCGACGAUUGCUUACUUUGAGAUGGGAUACAAGGAGAUCGCCUGGAAGGAGUUUGUCAACAAUUAUUUAGCUCGAGGAAUCGUUGACAAGCUGGAGGUCGUAAACAAGAAAUGGGUUCGCGUGAGGUUGACUCCCGGAAAUGUGUCCGAUUCCAACGGCACGCUCUGGUUCAACAUCGGCAGCGUGGACUCGUUCGAGCGCAACCUGGAGAGCGCCCAGUCGGACAUGAACAUCGAGGCGGUCAACUUUGUGCCGGUUAUUUACCGCAGCGAAAUUGAAGCGUCCAGCUUGACGGGCCUGCUGCCGACGCUGCUGAUCAUCGGCUUUCUCAUCUACAUGAUGCGACGCUCGUCGGAGAUGAUGGGCGGUGGGCGGGGUGGCCGCAAGGGUGGCGGUCUGUUUGGCGGGGUCAUGCAGUCGACGGCGAAGCUGAUCAACGCGAACGAAAUCAACGUCGGAUUCAAGGACGUUGCCGGCUGCGAGGAAGCCAAGAUCGAAAUCAUGGAGUUUGUCAACUUCCUAAAGAACCCGCAGCAGUACAUCGACCUGGGUGCCAAGAUUCCCAAGGGAGCGAUGUUGACGGGACCGCCUGGAACGGGUAAAACCAUGCUGGCGAAGGCGACGGCCGGCGAGGCCAACGUGCCCUUCAUCACCGUGUCCGGUUCGGAGUUCCUGGAAAUGUUCGUCGGUGUGGGACCCUCGCGUGUUCGAGACAUGUUCGCGAUGGCCCGGAAGCAGGCGCCCUGCAUCCUGUUCAUCGACGAAAUCGAUGCCGUCGGUCGGAAGCGUGGCGGAAAGAGCUUCGGUGGACAUUCCGAGCAGGAAAACACUCUCAACCAGUUGCUGGUCGAGAUGGACGGGUUUAACACGACCACGAACGUCGUGGUUCUGGCAGCCACCAACCGGGUGGACAUUCUGGACAAGGCUUUGCUGCGUCCCGGUCGUUUCGAUCGACAAAUCUUCGUGCCGGCUCCGGACAUUAAGGGUCGCGCCAGUAUUUUCAAAGUGCAUUUGAAUCCGUUGAAAACCUCACUAGACAAAAACGACUUGUCACGGAAGAUGGCCGCGCUGACGCCGGGUUUCACCGGUGCCGACAUCGCCAACGUGUGCAACGAGGCCGCCCUGAUCGCGGCCCGUGACCUAAACGAAUCCAUCAUCUUGAAGCACUUUGAACAGGCCAUCGAGCGUGUCAUCGCCGGCAUGGAGAAGAAAACGAACGUCCUAGCCCCAGACGAGAAGCGAACCGUUGCCUACCACGAAGCGGGUCACGCCGUAUCCGGGUGGUUCCUCGAGCACUCGGACCCCCUCCUCAAGGUCUCGAUCAUCCCCCGCGGCAAAGGUCUCGGCUACGCGCAGUACUUGCCCAAGGAUCAAUACCUUCUAACCACGGAGCAACUGUUUGACCGAAUGUGCAUGACCCUCGGCGGACGCGUCUCCGAAGAAAUCUUCUUCGAACGCAUCACCACCGGCGCCCAGGACGACCUGAAGAAAAUCACCGACAGUGCGUACGCGCAAAUCACCCGCUUCGGCAUGAACAAGCGCGUUGGCCAGGUCAGCUUCGACGGAUCCCAACCCGGCGAUCCGAUGUACGCCAAACCCUACUCCGAGCAAACCGCCCAGAUUAUCGACGAAGAGGUGCGACUGCUGAUCGACAAGGCGUACGUCCGAACCAAGGAGCUCCUGAUCAAGCACAAAUCAGACGUCGAAAAGGUCGCCGAACGCCUCCUCAAAAACGAAAUCCUCAGCCGAGACGACAUGAUCGAACUGCUCGGCAAGCGGCCCUUCCCGGAAAAGUCCACCUACGAAGAGUUCGUCGAGGGAACCGGUUCGUUCGAGGAGGACACCACGUUGCCCGAGGGUCUCACCAGCUGGAACAAGGAGAAGGCCACCCCGGAGGAAGGCGAUUCGAGCAGCAGCAGUAAAAAACCACCAACGGAACCGGCGAAGGCGUAAUGAAAAAACAGUAGUUCUUUAGACGCUUGUUGAGUGUGCGUUUGCCAGUGGAGUGAGUUCCAGCAAGUGGCGAAUAAAUAAACAAUGUUACAAGUGUAA
Culex pipiens pallens (northern house mosquito) is the source of this 2744-nucleotide messenger RNA. It is a transcript of the gene Afg3l2, whose product is annotated as AFG3-like protein 2. Bases 189 to 2645 code for a protein of 818 amino acids. The record is from RefSeq and is a predicted model, not a curated record. Gene Ontology annotation, molecular function: zinc ion binding; ATP binding; metalloendopeptidase activity. Gene Ontology annotation, biological process: mitochondrial protein processing; protein-containing complex assembly. Gene Ontology annotation, cellular component: m-AAA complex; membrane. The transcript is spliced from 5 exons. NCBI's taxonomy places the organism in Eukaryota, Metazoa, Arthropoda, Insecta, Diptera, Culicidae.